Messenger RNA from Enterobius vermicularis (human pinworm), 1233 nucleotides. Lineage: Eukaryota; Metazoa; Nematoda; Chromadorea; Rhabditida; Oxyuridae. The record is from the annotation of a GenBank genome assembly.
AUGAUCACAGACAACAUUUCACAGACUCUCAAAGACCAACUGAAAAGCGUUUUUGAUGAUGUGACUGUUGUUAGCGUUCUGGAUAGUGGUGAUGCCGUCAACCUUGCUUUAAUAAAUCGUCCUGAUCUUGGCGUUACUUUUACAAAACUUCAUUGUUGGAGAUUAACUCAGUACACCAAAUGUGUUUUUGUUGAUGCCGAUUGCCUGGCUUUACAAAACUGCGACGAAUUAUUUGAAAGAGAAGAAUUUAGUGCUGCUCCAGAUAUUGGAUGGCCAGACUGCUUCAAUUCUGGUGUUUUUGUGUAUGCCCCCUCAGAGGAAACUUACAAGAAAAUUUUAGAUUUUGCACUUGAAUGCGGUUCAUUUGACGGUGGAGACCAAGGAUUACUGAAUUUGUUUUUCCAUGACUGGAGGGACAAACCAGCAGCUUUCCGUCUCCCUUUUAUCUAUAAUAUGACCUCUGGGGCUAUUUACACGUACGCUGCUGCAUACAAACGUUUUGGUUCACAGGUGAAAAUCGUACACUUCCUUGGCGCUCAAAAACCAUGGCAGUUGAGAGCUGGCGGUGUUCACUUUUCAGAGCAUCUCGCCUACUGGUGGCAUCUGUUUAGCACGCACGUUGUACCAAACUUGCCGUCUUCAAACGUGAGUUGGUGGUGGUGCUCAGAGUGCUCAGUUCAGCAAUGUGCAUCUGAAACGUUACCAUCUUGCACACACCUUUCUUCUUCUUCCACUCCUGUUUCACCUAGUUUUACCAAACCUUGUUUGCUUCCCGAGAAUGUUGCAAGUUCAGAAGUUUGUUCGAUGAACUCUGAUGUAACGAAUAAUGUUGUUGUUGUGAUGCAAGAGAAUCAGCUGGUUGAUAGUGUUGUUGAAUCAAGUGCAUCAGGAAAUACCACAGAAGAGUCUGAGCCGCGUCGUGGUCUAGAUGCAGAUGUGAUUCAACGUCAACAACCAGACCACGUUUUUUCUAAACCUCCGCCGUGCACGCGUGUUUAUCGUGUUGAUCCACCUUAUUACCAAAGUUGGAAACCGCUCCGACAUAUACCAAAGCAUGUCGCCGACAAAAUGAAAGCUUUUUCGCCCUUAUAUGCUGUGGGAAGUGAAGAAGAAAUUACUCCACCUACUGAAGAAGAAAGAUUAAAGGCUUGGGAAAUCGGUCAUCCGGACUAUCUUGGCCGUGAUGCAUUUGCAAAUAUACAAAAACAUAUAGAAGAGGCAUUAAAGAAAUAG